Messenger RNA from Microplitis mediator, 2545 nucleotides. RefSeq names its product negative elongation factor A-like (gene Nelf-A). The transcript has 4 exons. The record is from RefSeq and is a predicted model, not a curated record. NCBI's taxonomy places the organism in Eukaryota, Metazoa, Arthropoda, Insecta, Hymenoptera, Braconidae. Gene Ontology annotation, cellular component: NELF complex. Gene Ontology annotation, biological process: negative regulation of transcription elongation by RNA polymerase II. Bases 82 to 1659 code for a protein of 525 amino acids.
AUAGUUAACAAGAGAGAACGCAAUAACAAUAAACAUUUUUUUUUUAACUUAACAUCGUGGUAACUCUGACACGACUCCAAUAUGGCGAAUGUGAGGGACAGUGAUACAUCGUUGUGGCUUCAUAACAAAUUGGGAAUAUCAAACGAUAGUUGGACUGGAAGUUCUAUCUGUUCUCAAUUAAACGCUGAAGUUUUACGCAACAUAAAGGAAUGUUUUGCUGAAUUACAAACCCAAGUAAAACUUAAAUUAUUGCUUUCGUUUUUUCACAUACCAAGACGCAAUGUUGAAGAGUGGAGAAAUGAAUUGGAGGAAGUUAUUGAAAUUGCAUCAGUGGACAGCGACUUGUGGGUUUCGAUGUUAUCCGAAGCGAUGAAAACGUUGCCAGCGACUGGAUCGUUGAAUACAGAUAUAUCAGACUUGGAUGAACAUCGUCCUAUAUUUGGUGAACUGGUAAACGAUCUCAGAAAGUUAUUGAAAAAACAAAAUGACUUGACUAUGCUACCAUUGGAAUGUCAUUACCUCAACAAAACAGCUUUGACAUCAGUAGUCGGUCAGCAACCAGCGCCAACAAAACAUUUCACACUGAAAAGAAAACCCAAAAGUGCUGCAUUGAGAGCUGAACUGGUACAGAAGAGUGUCGAUGCCGCGAAUAACAUGAAAAAAAGUACAGCACCAACGGUACCAGUGCGCAGUCGAGGAAUGCCAAGAAAAAUGACAGACACGACUCCUCUUAAAGGAAUUCCAAGUCGAGUACCAUCCGGUGGGUUCAGAUCUCCAGCAUUGACACCUUCCUCAAUGUACACCAGGACACCUAUCAGCAGUAGGAUCCGCAAAGACGGUGGUAUAAAAUUGCUGGAUAUAAAUGAACAGCCUCUGGGUUACGCGCAGGCUAAAAAACGCAAGCGAAUGCUAGAACUCGAAGAGCAACAGAAAAAAGUUGCAGAAGCACAAACUGCGGCAGUCGCUGCAGCAACUCCAGCGCCUGCAGAAGCUCCGACGACGCCAGAGUAUGCUCAGGGUCUUGCUCCAAUAAACCCACCAGCUACUCCAGCUGCCACUACAGCUACCACCCAAUCUUACGCUCCUCCUACUACUCCAGUUGCUGUUCCAGCACCGACUACACCCACUACCCCAACGACUCCAACAAUACCAGCAGCACCCAGUACAAGUGUACCCGUACCAGCUCCGCCGACAAUUGUUACCGCAGAAGCGGCUCCAGCCAGCGUCCAAGCUGUCAGACCCGCGCCAACAGUCACACAAAUUCGUAUUCAAACUACAGCACAACCUGCCAAUGCUACUGCUAAUACAAGAAAAGGAUUAUCGCUUACUCGAGAACAAAUGUUGGAAGCACAAGAAAUGUUCCGGACAGCAAACAAAGUUACGAGGCCCGAAAAAGCUCUCAUAUUGGGAUUCAUGGCUGGCGCGAGAACAAACCCUUGUCCGAAAUUAGGUAACAUUGUAACCGUGAUGUUGUCCGAAAAUGUUGAAGACGUGGUACAGCCUGACGGCACCACAGUAUCGAUGCUCGUUGAAACCCAUUUCCAAAUGAAUUAUACCAACGGUGAGUGGAAAAGAAUAAAAAAAAAUCGACGUGUUGUCACUGAGGAUUCCGUGAGCUCGAAUACGCCAGCAGCGACUGCCACUGCCGCUUCUAAUUAAUUUUUUAUUUUACCGCCUAAAUUUUUUUGAAUUAAAAAUUCGUACGUCGUUGAUAUUUUCGGCUCCAUUUUAAAAUUUUUUCGCACUUUUAAACUCGUGGCUUAAGUGCCUGUGGAAUCGUGUCAGUACUUUAUAUAUAUUUUAAAAAUCUCAUUUAAUUAAAUCGUUUAUUGAAACACGAAUCCGUUGAUAUCGAAGGUAGAUAGGAAAUUAAAAUAUAAUAGUUUAGAAAUAGUUUAUAUUUAAGAUUUACAAAGCUGAUGAUCUUGAAGAUGUCGCAAUAAUUAAGAUUUAAUGAAAUAAUUAUUGUAUUACGAAUAAUUAAUUAAUCAAUUAAUUAAUAAUACAUAUGUAUAUUUAUAGUAAAUAACAGAAUAUAAAAUAUAAUACUUAAAAUAUUAUUAGGUAAAAGAAAAAAAAUAUAUGUAACUAAAUUACCUGAUAAAUUAGAGUGCAAAUAAUUAAUAUGUAUGAUGGCAAAAUUAUAAUUGUUUUACUUGUGUAAAAUUUCGUACUGUAACUUUUCUCAGUGGGAUCGCGUGUCCCGCAUUGACGGUGGCCUAGUGUUUUUUUUCGCUUCGUAUGUACAUAACCAGGUAUUGAUAAACUAGGCUCGUUUAAUUUACCCGUUGAUAUUAAUUUACUGAAAUCUAUUUCCAAACGAUUGGCUAUUGGGCCGCGGAAGUGUAAUAAAAAUUGUAUACAAGCUCCAUUGUGAAGUAUUUUAGUUUUUCUGCUGUCAAUAGACAGCAUCCACUCGGGAAUGCCCAUUACCUUUCUCACAUCCUCUAAAAACUGAGCUCUGGAAUUUAAAUAAAAAUAAUUAUUGUAAAUAAAUUAUAUUGUAAUUUAAGAAUUAAUUAAAAAUUAUGGACUUACACAACAA